Messenger RNA from Caenorhabditis elegans, 1652 nucleotides. RefSeq names its product WSC domain-containing protein (gene C13A10.1). The record is from RefSeq and is marked reviewed. The transcript is spliced from 6 exons. Bases 100 to 1533 code for a protein of 477 amino acids. NCBI's taxonomy places the organism in Eukaryota, Metazoa, Nematoda, Chromadorea, Rhabditida, Rhabditidae.
CAAUUUUUAUCAAAUUUUUUAUAUUUUUUCGGCAAUUUUCCACACUGAAAAAUUGAACCAAAAUCGAAUUUUUAUAGCAAAAUGGUGGAAGAUGUCCCUAUGACGUCAUCGAAUAAUACGUCAGUCACCCAAUUUGAACGAAGACAUCGAAGAGAUUCAGACACUAUUGCAAUAGGAAAUCGGGAAACCGCCAGCAAAACGGUCAGAUUCCCGUCGGCUCAGUUGACUAACGAAGAUUUUGUCCGGAUAGACUCUUGGAGACAUGAUAGAGGUUCUGAAGAAAGGGAAAAUGGGAGACGCUGGUUUGAUUUUCUCUACUGUUCCUGCAUAGAUUCCAUCCGUAAUUGGUCGCGAAGACGUCAAUUUUGCCUUGCCAGUGUACUUAUUUUACUUUUAUUUUUUAUUGCUGCCGCUAUAGUUUUAUUGAUUUUGUUGUUAGUUAAUAAUGACCAAAACAACAAAAACUACACAAAUGACGUCAUCACUCCGCCCCCUCCAACAACCCCGAUGCGCAUAGUUACAGUACCCCCAGAGUCGCCAUAUCUCCAGGCGUUUGUUUUAAAAAUGACGUUAUCAUUUUACGAUUUCAAUAUGACGAAUUUGUUGAGCUUUACCCCCGAAAACCAGGGGUACACGUGGCAAAAUCGAAUUUUCGGAUUUUCAAAUUCUAGCACCGAAAAUUUGGUGGUUUUUACUCCAAAAACCGAGAAAUUCUCCAAAUUUUCACUGAAAAAUUCAAAAAAUCUCACAGAAAAUUGUGCCACGUGUCAAAUUCUACAACUUGACUCAAAUUUGGUCAACUAUGACGUCACUAAUCUAAUUUUCUGCUGCAGUGGGUGUCAGGGCGUGGGCGGUGCGUAUUACUGUAACAAUCACGGGUACGAGCUGUCCCUUGAAGAUGAGCCGGUCGAGAUUCAGGUUCUUGGGGACCGGGUACUGUACCUGAUGACGUGGCAGAACACCACGUGUACACUACAAACUACAAUUUUCAAUGGAACUGACGGAAAUGUUCAGUUGGGAGAGACGCAGAGUUGUCCGAAUACGGUAGCACCGAAUUGGCUGAAAAAUCCAAUUUUGAACCUGAUGACGUCAUCGGAAUUUUUGACAGAGGAUUACGGUAGUGGACCCUCCUGGCGGCUGGAUACGGUAGUUAGUACUCAUGGAAAUUUGGUACUUUAUGAUCGAUAUGGAAACCUGACAAAUGUGAUCUACUAUGGAAUGAAUGUUAAUGCGACGCAGGAGCCGUUUAAGGUAAUUUCCACUCGAAUCGAUGACUCCGUAUCUCACCAUAUGGUAGCCGUAAUCUACCCGACACGUAUCUACGUGACACGUCAGCACCUUGUCUCCGGUUGUGUUACAGUACUCUCUACCCCGGGAUACGUGGAAUAUCGGCUCAGUGGGAAGUUUGGGGGCGGAGCUUGGACUGGUGAUGAUUUGAUGAUAUGGUACCAGGAUAUGGGCGGAGCCUAUGUUGCCACGUUUCAAUUCAAAUUUCCGUCGGAUUAUAACUGUGAUCCACAGAAGAUUGAUUGAUUUUUUUUUGGGAUUUUUUUUUGUUGAAAAUUUUGAAAUUUAAAAAUAUUUACGGGUUUUCUUAUGAAUAAAUUAAUAAACAAAGUAAUGAACUAGCAAAAAACAAGAAAACAAAAAAU